Meriones unguiculatus (Mongolian gerbil) is the source of this 463-nucleotide messenger RNA. It is a transcript of the gene Ndufb1, whose product is annotated as NADH:ubiquinone oxidoreductase subunit B1. Bases 83 to 391 code for a protein of 102 amino acids. The transcript is spliced from 3 exons. The record is from RefSeq and is a predicted model, not a curated record. Gene Ontology annotation, cellular component: mitochondrion. NCBI's taxonomy places the organism in Eukaryota, Metazoa, Chordata, Mammalia, Rodentia, Muridae.
UCUUAUUCAGAAGGAGUCAUGACUACUGAAAACUUAAGAACUAGAGGACCCGCUCGUGAGACGAGAGAGGAGCCCUGAUUUAAUGUCCGCCCCUCUCCCGAGGGCUGGCGCGGCGAGUGGCAGCUCCCGAGGUCACGGCUUCCGCCGGCGCCGGUGGCCUAGCUCCUUGCCGCUGCCCUUGGUUGUGGGGUCGCGCUUGCACCGAGCUGCAGUCAUCAUGAACUUAUUUCAGCUGGUUCGUGACCACUGGGUUCACAUACUUGUCCCUGCGGGCUUUAUCUUUGGAUGUUAUCUAGACAGGAGGGAUGAUGAAAAGCUGACUGCCUUCCGGAAUAAGAGCAUGCUUUUUCAAAGGGAACUGAGGUCCAAUGAAGAAGUUACUUGGAAGUAAAGACUGGUUAGAUCACUGAAUGAUCACAUUUUAAAAGUUGUAAAAGAAAUAAAAACAUGAUUUAAAGUGUGA